This is a messenger RNA of Symbiodinium necroappetens, 2637 nucleotides long. NCBI's taxonomy places the organism in Eukaryota, Dinophyceae, Suessiales, Symbiodiniaceae. The record is from the annotation of a GenBank genome assembly.
AUGUGCAACUCGCUGGUAGAUCGCCUGAGUCAGGAGCUCGGAUAUGCUGUCCUCAGGCCCUCGGAGGUCGUCGGCGAAUGCAUUGCGCUCUCCGAGAAGCCCCCCCAGGAGCCUGAUUGGCCUAUUCUGGCACGGAUGCGAGAACUCGGCAAAGAGGCAUCGCAGGGGCCGCCCGGCGUAUCUCCAGGGGUUCAAGCCGAGAUGCUCUUCCGCAAGAUUGAGUUGCUCUCGGCUCCGGCACCGAAACCGGUGGAGGAGGAAGACCCGAAGAAGAAGCCAAAGGGGAAGGAUAAGAAGGAGGAGGUGCCGGAACCUGUGAGGCCAAAGGGCAUCCUGGUGCUGGGAUACCCAUCGGAGCUGAGGCAGCUUGCAAGCUGGGAGGCGGCCCUGCGUGGCUUCACCUCCUCUCUGCUGCAGCUCAUGGAUUCCGAGGAGAGCCAGCAGGCCCGGCUGGGCUCUCUGCUGGCUCCCUUCUGGCUGGAGGGCGAGGCCACGCCGGUGGUCAAGGCCGAGGAGCGUGAGUUGGCAAAGGCUGCAGAGAAGGCAGACUUUGAUCCUGAAUUUGCUCCGCCUGUGCGCAUCAUCCGACUGCGCUAUCCCGAUGAGGCAACAUUGUUGGAGGCCGUCCAGAAGGAGGACAUGUCCGCAGAAGGGCGCGCGAAUGAAGGCGAGUCACGAUUGUGCCAUGGCCUGGAGGAGGAGAUGGCGACGAUGCAAUGCGCUGCAGACCAAGCCUGGUUGUUCGAGAGUGCGCAGGUCUUUGCGACAAAGCUCUCUGCUCCGCUCCACAACGUUCACGAUGUACUCGUGCAGGACGGUGAAGAAGGCGACGACAUCAUCCCGGCAGCAGAGGCAAUCCUGAAGCGCAUUCGGGAGCUCGUCGCAUUCUGGCACAGGCCGAUACUGGAAGUUGAAGCUGCAGAUGCAGAUGCAAAGCCCGAUGAAGCCGUCGAAGUAGCCGAGGCCGAGGCUGUGGUGGAAGCGGACGCGGUGCCUCCAGGAGCAACUGAAGGGGAUGAGCCGGUUGAGCCGCCGGCUCCGGAGGACGGAGCUGGCGACAAAGAGGCUGGGCAGCCGACCGAGGGCAAAGAUGAAGCAGAGGACUUGGAGCAGGAGGCAGUCAACACGCUUCUCAUCAAGGACAGUCGUCAAACCAAGGAGGCGUUCCAGAACCUCUGGCUGCAGAACAUGAGUCACUACCUGCUGGGGAUCCGCGAAACUCUUCUGGAGGUGGAUGACCACGCAAGCAGCUACUGCAAGGACCUUAUCUUCAUGCAGCGGAGGUUCCUUGAAUUUCUGCAGCGGCCUGAUGACAAGGCCCAGGUCCUGGAAGAGUUUCUUCGAGGCUUCCCCGUCAGGAACAAUGUACCGCCCGGGUCGCGACAAGCAGAUGAGCUUAGCGAGCAGCUGCAGGACCUUGCAGACAGGCUCUGGGUGCAUGCGAACUUGCGCAAGCAGGAGGCUGUGGAGGAGCGCUACCGUCAGAUGACGGGCGGUUUCUGGGAAGAGAAAGCCGCGGCGCAACUCAGAUUGGCGCACAAGCUCCAGGCGGCCUUGGCACAGCGAGAUGCCCGACAAGGUGCCCAGCAAGGAGCUGCCGCAGGUGCCGAGAUGGCCGAGAGGGCCGAGAGGGCAGAGAGCAUGACUGCGCUUCAAGGGUCGGCGGCCAUCAGCCUGCACUUAGAGGAUGCUGCGCAGCUGCGAGGAGGACCAGUGCCAAUGGUGCCCUGGUAUUCUGGCAGAAGCGGGGAUGCCCCUGUGCUGGCCAAGGUAGACAACGAGAAAGUCAGAAAAAUGCGGGAGGAGUUCGAAGGAGCCACUGCGGAGUACAAAGUGCUCUCCCAAGUGGCCCUCGGUGGCUUGAGCUCAGGGGAGGGAAAGUCGCUGCAACAGCGCUUCAAAGAACUCGAGCAAGCCUGGGGUGCUUUCCAAUGGAAUCAAAAAAGCAGAAGCGAUGCACCUUCCACCAGGGAGCAGGUGCAAGCAGCCUCGGCAGCGCUGGCCCACGCGCACGGACGUUCCAGCGGUACCGAAACCGGAUUGGAUCUAGAGCAAGAAGUGGAAACGGUUCUUGCAGAGCUCUGGGACACGAUAGAGAAGCCGCCGAAGCAGAGGGAUCAGGCAGAGGAGGAGGUCAACCCAAUCGCUGAAGAAUUGGACAGGUUAGAAGCCUUCAUUGAGGCCAGAAUACAACAGGAGGAGCGUGCAGAGCAAGAAGGCCGCCGCGAGAAGAGCCGACCGAAUAUGGAGAUUUGUGAGGCGCAGACGGAGGCCUUGCAAGACAUCUCGGUCAGGUUCCAAUCAGCAUACCCAAGUGGCAUGGAUGAGGGCACAGGAGGCACGCCCAUGACUUCCAAUGCUCUGCCAGAAGAGUCGCCAGUGUUACCAGCAGCAGUUCACUUCGGCUCGGAGGUUCGCACGCUUGCCAGGGAGGUUCAGUCGGUCUCCGCUAAGCUUCACCAGGACCAUGCGAGAGGCGGACCGCCGAGAGGUCACGUCAGCUCGAACUGGAUUGGAGAUCUCGCUGGGGGAAGUGGCCCGGCCUUACACGAGCGAGACGAAGCGUGGGGCAGCGUUUUCAUCCCUGCGAGGAGCCCAGUGGCCAGGCAGAGGCCGCGAUUUGGGCACCUGCAAUGA